Messenger RNA from Pogona vitticeps (central bearded dragon), 4272 nucleotides. RefSeq names its product F-box and WD repeat domain containing 11 (gene FBXW11). NCBI's taxonomy places the organism in Eukaryota, Metazoa, Chordata, Lepidosauria, Squamata, Agamidae. Gene Ontology annotation, molecular function: protein dimerization activity. The record is from RefSeq and is a predicted model, not a curated record.
CCCUCCCCGUCGCUCCCGUGAGAGCCGCCGACGGGAUGGAGCCGGAGUCGGUGAUUGAGGACAAGACCAUCGAGCUGAUGACAAGUGUGAAAAGGAAACCCCAUUCGAAUUUCCAUUCAUUCUGGAUUGGUGGAUCUGAAGCAGAGAAACAGAGUUUCAGUGUUCUGUGCCAAGGUCUUUGUGGCUAGGCUGCUCCAACCUGGUAGAGAGCAUGUGCGCACUGAGAUGCCUGCAGAGCAUGCCCAGUGUCAGAUGUCUCCAGAACACAUCAGUAAUGGAGGAUCAGAAUGAAGAUGAGUCUCCAAAGAAGAAUACACUGUGGCAGAUAAGCAAUGGAACUUCAUCUGUGAUAGUCUCAAGGAAGCGACCAUCUGAAGGAAACUACGAAAAGGAAAAGGACUUGUGUAUUAAAUACUUUGAUCAGUGGUCAGAAUCGGAUCAGGUCGAAUUUGUGGAACACCUUAUUUCACGAAUGUGUCACUAUCAGCAUGGACAUAUUAAUUCUUACUUAAAGCCUAUGUUGCAAAGGGAUUUUAUCACUGCUUUACCAGAACAAGGCUUAGAUCAUAUAGCAGAAAAUAUCCUCUCCUACCUUGAUGCCAGGUCACUCUGUGCAGCAGAGCUGGUUUGUAAGGAAUGGCAGCGAGUUAUUUCUGAAGGAAUGCUAUGGAAGAAGCUUAUUGAGAGAAUGGUACGAACUGAUCCACUCUGGAAGGGUCUGUCAGAACGAAGGGGCUGGGAUCAGUACCUGUUUAAAAACAGACCCACGGAUGGUCCUCCUAACUCCUUUUACAGAUCUCUGUACCCAAAGAUAAUACAAGAUAUAGAGACUAUAGAAUCUAACUGGCGAUGUGGAAGGCACAACUUGCAAAGAAUUCAGUGUCGCUCUGAAAAUAGUAAAGGUGUGUACUGUUUACAGUAUGAUGAUGAGAAGAUUAUCAGUGGCCUAAGGGACAACUCCAUUAAGAUUUGGGAUAAAAAUGGAUUAGACUGUUUGAAAAUACUAACAGGACAUACCGGCUCCGUUCUUUGUCUGCAGUAUGACGAAAGAGUCAUUGUAACUGGAUCAUCAGACUCCACUGUGAGAGUUUGGGAUGUGAACACAGGUGAAGUCCUGAACACACUGAUUCAUCACAAUGAAGCAGUACUUCACUUGCGUUUCAGUAAUGGCUUGAUGGUAACCUGCUCCAAGGACAGAUCCAUUGCUGUCUGGGAUAUGGCUUCACCAACUGACAUUACUCUGCGCCGUGUAUUAGUUGGUCAUCGAGCUGCUGUGAAUGUUGUUGACUUUGAUGACAAGUAUAUUGUGUCUGCUUCUGGUGAUAGGACUAUUAAAGUCUGGAGCACAAGCACAUGUGAAUUUGUUCGCACUCUCAAUGGGCACAAGCGGGGUAUUGCCUGCCUCCAGUACAGGGAUCGACUCGUUGUCAGUGGAUCUUCGGACAAUACCAUUAGGCUUUGGGAUAUUGAAUGUGGAGCCUGUUUAAGAGUGCUAGAAGGACACGAAGAACUUGUUAGAUGCAUCAGAUUUGAUAACAAGAGGAUUGUAAGCGGAGCCUAUGAUGGCAAAAUCAAAGUUUGGGACUUGCAAGCAGCUCUUGAUCCUCGUGCCCCAGCAAGUACACUGUGCUUACGUACAUUAGUGGAACACUCAGGACGUGUGUUUAGACUCCAGUUUGAUGAAUUUCAGAUUAUUAGUAGUUCCCAUGAUGAUACUAUUUUGAUUUGGGAUUUUUUAAAUGUGCCUCCCAAUGCACAAAAUGAGACACGAUCUCCUUCCAGAACGUACACUUACAUCUCCAGAUAACAGUCUGCAAUUUGCUGCUCUCCAAGAUUCCAGAGUCUUUGAACUACUGGACAUUUGGCUAUUACACAUGUGAAGACAUGGACCACAGCUAAAGUCAGAAGUGGUUCUAGGUGCUGUGUAGAUGCAAUGCAGCACAGUUCUGUAUCUAAACAUAACCCUUUCCAGUCCUCCUUCAUUCAGUGGUCUCUACGGAAUUGACUAAGAAUUCACUGAGUCCUGAUAGAACAAAUUCAAUCUAUCCUUCACUCCGUGCAAGAUCCAAAGCUUCUUGAGUAGAUUGCCCAUAUACACUGAACUGAUGACUUGUUUUUCCAGGAGUAAUUCAGAUGUCAAGGAAGGACUUGGCUUAUUUAUAUUUCCUUUGCACUUUUAUCUGACUCUGAAGAAGAAACACAUUCUCAGUGAAAUGUGGGUGCCAAACACAUGCACAGAAUGUACAGGGCUUUGCUUUCAAAGUCGUUGUCAUCCUCCUCCUGCAAACUUUUUGUUUCAUGACUGAUGUGGAUCCUGUCCGGCUUGUUCGGAGUAUCAGAUGGACUGAUAGAAAUAUUUCUGAAUGGUUCAGUAAUGUUUUGGAUGAUCGUUUACUUAUUUCUACACCAGUAAUUUGGUUUAAUUUAAAGAUUGUAAAUUGAGAUAGAUGAUCUAAAGUAGGUGUACAGCACUGUCUUUUCUUUUAAUUGUAUUCUGUACUACAGCCGUCCUCCUUCUAAUAUUUGGUAUAGUUGGAUCCUUCAUGUGUGCUUGCCUCAUUACUUCCACUACCGUAAUUGUAUAAGCAUGUAGAUAUAAUGUAUAUAAACAUUGUAACCUCCAAGUGCUGGGAGUCAGGGUCUCCUGAUACUGUAUACAGAUGCCAAGGCAGAAGCUUCUAAGCGUCCAGGCAUUCUUUCUACUUUGGCAUCAUAUGGGGUUGGGAUGUAUUACUUUCAAAUAUUUCUCUGAGGAAGGGAGGAUUGUGGAGUUCAUUAGGAUAUUUCCUUUAAAAAAUACUGGGAUAAUAUACAGUAUCUUAAUAUCGUAAGUUCUAAGACAUUUUGGAAAAAAGUGGAAGUUAAAAUUUGUUCCUCCUCUGCAUUAUCUGCAAGCCGUCUGAAGUCACUGGCCAGAGUUUGUAGAUAGAGUACUGUGGUUUUAAAUCCAUUCAGUAGUCUUUGAUUGCCAUGCUUAUAAGCUGAACUGAAAAUGGCUGUCUCAUUUUGCCCUUGUAGGAGAUGAUUGAUAUUCGUUCCCAGCUAUUGUGAGAAUCUUAGCAAUCAAUGGCGCACGUUAUUGGAUUUUUUUCUCAUUAUUGGUAUGACUAGUGAGGGCAGCUAGUCAUGCAGUCCCUAUAUACAAGAAAACGCUCUAGAAAUACUGUCUCUGCAUCUUUUUAAGUUAUUGCUCAGCAACAUCAUUAGUAGCUUAUUCUAACACUUAUUUUAAAAUUAUUGACUAAUAAAUAUAUAAUACUGAUUGGGCUAGAAGCUGUAGUUGGCAUGGAUAUGGACACUGUCAUUCCUUAGUCAUGGUUUAGUUUUUUUUUCUUUUGCCACUCCUGAUUUCUCUUUUUCUCCCCCCACUUUUUUAAUUAUUAUUUUUGGUUGAGGGGUCAAGGAAUGUUGAUAAACGAUUUAAAUGACCAAUGAAUGAAUAUUGCUUUUUUUAGUGGAACAGCUAUGGCUGGAUAUGACACUCACACUUCUACCAGCUUGUCAGUCAAAUAAAAUAAUGAAAGCACACAUCCAAUGUGAAAAAGGCGCAGUUUGAGCUCCUUCUGGGUAUUCUACUCUUUGCCUUCAUUUGAGUGACAUUAGUUCUUCUGAGCUCAUAAGCUCCUCUUCUGAACACUGCAAAAGAGACUUCCUAAGUGGAUAUGAUCAAAUCUCACAAAAUCCAUAAGAGGACACAUUCCCAUGUUCUCAGCUGUUACAGUAGCUGACAGUUAUGGAAGUGGUUUUGCCACACACACCCCUUCCCCGUGUCAUGAAAUUGCUGUAAUAUGAAAAAAAAAAUCGCUAUUGCAGCUCUGAAGACAAAGGUAUUUAUGGAGAACGAUCCUUUUUUAAAAAAUGCAUGUGUAAGAUGAAAUUAAUGUGGUUUUUUUUCCCAUGGGAAAUAAUGGUAAUUGAAGAUGCAGCCUAAACUACUUUUGAUUGUGCUUGGUGUAACAUAGCUGUGGAUUUUGUGACUGGCACCCAAGGAACUUGUUUCCUGGGAUUAAUGAUAGUACUGGCUGUACUCUGGACUUUGUUUCGCUAAUCAGUACUGAGCAGCUGUAUGUUACUGCUAGAUUAAUGUUUCAAAGCACUGGGAUAGUCUUAUUCUAACUUGUAAUUAUGUUUGCCAGUUACCUGUUUGGAAAGUUUGUGUAUGAACAGCUUAUUGGACAACAGUUGAACUGUACAGAUAUUGUUCCUGAUAUAAGGCUUUGUACUGUGGAAUGUGCUUAAUAAAAAAACUUCUAAACUACUUCUGUCAGUUAA